ACCUUAGCUGGUGCACUUAUGGGCUGUUCAAUUAUUUUUUUCUUCUUCUUGUUAUUAUGGAAGAUAGAAAAACUACUGAAUUAAUUCAAGUUGUGUAAUGUGCAUUGGGAAUAUAAUAAUCUCUCCUCACAGGCAAUUUCUUUUUUUUAAAUGAAGUAUUAUAUAAGAGUACAUAAACAAUAUGAACGUGUAAUACACCACCUGGCUGCUUUAAUUGGAACACUAGUAUAACUCCUCGUUUGUGCAAUUAUCCUGUAGCAGAAGCAUAAUGCAUAAAAUUAGGCAGCGACAGGUCAAUAUCUCUAGUUUAUUUUUACAUAAGAGUUCAUAAUAGGAAAAAAUCUCAGGGAUUUAAUGACAGACAAACUAUUUUUUAGAAUAUUUUAGAACCUGCUGAUAUCCUGAGAUGUUUACACAGUAGGAGGAAAAACAUUUUGUGAGUUAAACAACCAUGCCACAUCGCUGUCACUAAAAUCAGAUUAUUUUCUUAUUCUGAUUUUUCAUGUGAAAAUAUAUAUAUCUCUUGACCUGUAUCUACAUGAAUUUGUGUAUGGGACUCCUGCAAAAUGGUUGCUGAUUAUAUAAACCCAUGAAUAGUUAGGGGUACAAAUACUGACCACUGUUAUAUUGUCCAGAAGGUAUAUGUGUUAUGUCAUCAAUAUAUAGGGUAAAUAAUAAAAAAAAAAACCCUACAUAUUGCACAAAGGAGUAAAGAUAACAAAACACAGGUCAUAAGUAUGAUGCAAACUUGGUUUCCCCUUACAGUUGAUUCCAAAUAUUUCCUCAUAGAUUCCUGGCACUAUGGACAUGACAACAAACAUAUUUUAAAUCCUACAGCCCAGAUGAUGUACAUCAACAUAAAACCACAAUUAUAAACAUACAUAGCAUGAACUGAGGUGUUUAAAGUUCCAGGAUUAAAUGGGUGAAAUAUCAUUUCAGCUUGUAUUUGCAUUUUUCUUUGCUUUACAGAACGAAUGUUAGACCAUGUAGACUUCCUAUAAUACCAAAUUAUAUAUAUAAAAAAAUAUUAGCAUCUAAUUUCACAUUCAUUGCACCGAUAUGGUAUAUUGCAUUGAUGGUAGAAGAGUAAUAAUGCUUAUCCCAUGUUCAAGGGUUUUAUUGUACAUCACAAAUCUUUACAAAGUCUGACCUUUACAACAUUUUUGGUUUAGGUUUUAUUGAGGAUGUCAUGCCCCACCAUCUGGGAGGAGUGUGAUUGUACAGUUAAUUAUUGACACGUAUAAUUCUUUUUAUAUUUACUCUGAAAGGCUGCUAGGAGGAAGUGAAGCUUCAACUGGAUUUCAGGUACAGUGUUAAGUGUCCUAAUCACAAUUCAUACACUGACAUUGGACUGCUUACAGUGAGGGAUGUAGCUGGUGUGUUUGUCACGUUUCUUGGAAACAGGACAAAAGGGAACGGCUAAAAGCGAAGACAUGUACAGAGAUAAAAUGGUGUACACUGCAGAGUAAAAGGUAGGGUAUAAUGCCAUACCUGGCCCACACUGCCCAUGCCCAGUUUGCGGGGUUUUGUGUGGGUGCAGUUGGCUGGAUUCUUAUAAUUGUAGCCAUCGGCUUGGUGGAGUGGAGAGUGUGGGUGGUAUCCGACCUGUCCGUCAUCACCUCUGGUCUGGCUUGGGUGGGCAUCUGGAGGGUGUGCUUUUUCACCACCGUGCUUGUCACCUCUGAAUACCAGAUCAUGUACUGCCAGCGAAUGCAACUUACGGACCCUUAUACUCCUAAUGAGAUUGCUGCUGCUCAGGCACUCAUGCUGCUUGCCAUUAUCUUGGGAUGUUUUGGUAAUACCAGUGUCAUUUAUGGACUCAGAAACAUCUACUUUGGAGUUGAUGAGCUAAGAUCUAUUACAGUGGCUUUUUCCAUUGGUGGAGGACUUUUGUUACUUGCUGGUGUGACCUCGUUCAUUCCUCUUUUCUGGAAUUUAAAUGCUGUUGUGACUAACCAGACCAUUGACUUCCCAUCUAACUUCAACAUGCCCCCAGCUCCUGAUGAUCAGUAUGUUGGUCCGGGUAUCGCUGUUGGAAUUUUUGCAUCCAUCUUGGUGGUGUUGAGUGGAAUAGUGUUUCUAUCUUACAAGCUGCCAGCUGGACUGAGCUCCAAAAUCAAACCAUCUAGGACAAAGGAGAAUCACUGUGAACUGAGUGAAACCUGUAUGGCAGAACAUGUAAAAUCCGGACAAAUGACUGGGCAAGGCAGAAAAAGCUGCCUUGGUAUUGACAACUUGGCCUUUCAGUCCCAGAAGGAUGGAUGAAUGUAAUUUUAAAUUUUUAAAUGAUAAACUCAAAUAAUAAAUGUUUUGUAGUAUGAGAAUGCAUUGACAUGCUAGUAUUUUUAAAGGGUCAAAAUGUUUACAAGAAAAACAAUAUUAGAACAUUAAAGUGUGUUGCCUUUGAGGUAGGAUGAUAAUCAGGAAGUUAUUCAUAAACUUUCAAGUCUCUUGGGAUUUUACUGUUGAUGCCAUAUACACAAUCUAAGAUAAUAAUGUCUAAUAAAACUUAUGUUUUUAAAUGUAUUUUAGCACAUUGAUAAUAAAUGCAUAUUGGGACAUAUAUUUUCAUCUGUGGAUAAAAGAUAUGGAGAUUACAGAAAACCAUGACUUCUGUGUAGGUUUUUAUGUAUAAUUCUGUACAAAGUUAUACCACAUUUGUUUCGAAUAUUUGAUUCUGAUUGUUUAGAAGAUGUAAAUUUUUCAUAGCAGCACAGAUCGUUCCAGUCUAACAGUCAAUGAUAAAUCUAUAACUUCAAUAUAUACUGGAGCUGAUAUAGGACAGUAUUCGGGAUGGAGAGCUUUACACAUUGUAGAUUCUUUGUAAGCUGGCAAAUUGCUUUUUUUUUUCUUGUUAAAAAGAAAAAUCAUAGGAUGGUGAGGGAAUGAUUGCUUAUAAUUGCUACAAUGUAAGUGAUCCUUUUUGAAUGAACUACAAUUCACCUAACUAACUACAUUCUUUAAUAGAUGAAAAUGACAAAACUUAUUUGAUAUAACAGAAAUAAAUGCUUAAAACCAUGUAUUAUUCUUUGCUUUGCUAAAUUAGUUUGUUCAGAGACAUUGCCCUGGGACUAACUGAUGUAACCAGAUCCAGUAUUUUCAGUAGGGAGAAGAGAUAAAAUCCUUCUGAGUCAUGCUCAAAGUCUAAUGUUGGAUUGUUUUCUUUAUCUCUUUAUAACAAUGUUCCACAUAAACUGCUUAAUCCCUAGACAAUUCCCUUGUAACUUAUAGUAAUUACUACCACAUAAAUACACAUGCUGAAAUAAAAUGCUUCAGAAUGAAUAAGGAAAUAUAUAAAGGGUUAAAAUGGUAUAAGAAUUAUAUCUUAUAUUAUACAUUAUCUUUACUAAAUAUUAUCUGUUGACAAGCAUGUUGGGCAGGUGAAUGGUUUGU
Molecule: messenger RNA, 3393 nt
Organism: Silurus meridionalis
Lineage: Eukaryota; Metazoa; Chordata; Actinopteri; Siluriformes; Siluridae
Product: claudin-34-like
Exons: 2
Coding region: 1483-2265 (260 amino acids)
Biological process (GO): cell adhesion; bicellular tight junction assembly
Cellular component (GO): bicellular tight junction; plasma membrane
Molecular function (GO): structural molecule activity
Source: RefSeq, a predicted model, not a curated record